AUGGACGCAUCCCAUCGAGCUGCUAUGCUCACCGCCUCCUGCCUGCGUACGCCGGUGAACCCGCGCACCAGAGCGCCGGCCGCGCAUUUUGAACGGGAGCCAGGAAGGGCCUCAUUCGGAGAUGGCGUGGGGCAGGAAUCCUUAAGUCCAGGGAGAGAAUACAAUUCCAUCAUGUAUGCUCAUUGUGAAGAUUGGCUAGAUCUCUCAAACAUGUACCUCUCAAAUCAGGAAUAUUAUUUAAAGCUGGAAGAACUUAAGAAUGCUCAUCUGGAAACCAUGGCAAAACUGGAAAACAUGUAUCAGAAUAAGCUAUUUCUAAAAGAUGUUCAUCCUUUAACCAACUCAGACGUGACUUGUAGUAAGACUUACAGAUCAGCAUGGGAAACAAACUCAUUUCAACUUCAGGACAUGCAUAAAUCAUUUUCUGAGUCUGAUCUAAACAAUUCUUUUCAUUCAAAUUUCUCUGAUAUAACUGAUGAAGAACUAGAGUUAGAAGCAAGUGACAGUGAUGCUGGUUCAGUAACACUGGGCAAGACUGAAAAUGCAUGGGAUGCCUGUUCUUUGGAGGAUUAUUCACUGUGUGCUAAAAAUAUUUUACCUAAAUUAAAUGUUUUGAAGAUAAACAAGAAAAAGAAAAAAUGGUUCCCAAAGAUCACAGUACCGGAACCUUUCCAGAUGACUAUUAGAGAAGCGAAGAGGAAACAACAGAAUAUCAAAUCCAAGUCACUGAUGCAACUGGAAAAUAACUUGCUGAAGAAACAAUUAGAGGAGGAAGCAGAGUGUCAAAAGAAAUUCCGAGCCAAUCCAGUACCUGCAUAUGUCUUUGUUCCUCUCUAUCAUGAAAUAACACAGGAAAAUGAAGAACGUAGAAAGUCAUUUAGAGAAAGGAGGAGAGAGUUUCUUCUAGCAACACAAAAGCCAUUUCAGUUUAUUGAAAGAGAAGCACAAAAGAAAGAACUGAGGAAAAUGCAAUUUUCCUCACCAGAAAAAAAAGCAAAAAUGUUCAAAGCUAAACCAGUUCCUAAAUUUGUUUACAGUUCAGAAAUGAGAGAAAAACUAAAGGAAGAAGAACUCUAUAGAGACAUUAGAAUUCAAGUUAGAUCUGAAGAGCUUCUACGUAAUUCAUCACUUCCCAACAGCAGAUUAGGAAAUAGAGGCGUCAUUAGGCCCAGGCAACAAAACUGCUUUGAACAAAGUGAAGAAUCAGAAUGCAAGCCAAAGACCAAAGUUAAAGUCCCUGAUUUUGAAACAUUACAUAAAAAAUUCCAGCGGCAGCUUCAAAGACAUAAGAAUGUGAAAAGUGUCACAAUCAGUGAGCCUUUCAAUCUCUGUACACCAAAUAUCUCAUCCAACAAAGAGAAAAUUCUUGAUGACAUCAAAAUGGAUGAAGCAACAUUAAAGGAAAUACGGCGGCCUUAUGUCUCUGCAAGAUGUCAUCCUCGAAUGAAGUCUUUGAAUGCAAGUUCAUGUCCUUCAGGCUGUGAACAGUCUCCAUCUCCAAGAAUUACAGAAUCUACAAGAAGACGAUUAGAAGCCAUAAGGAAACAUGAAAAACAGAGAAUGAAAGAGUAUCUGCAGGAACUGGAAGAAAUGGAAGAAAGGGUGGAAAAGAGACCUCUGUUGUUGGAACAAGCCACACAGAAAAAUGCACGGCUAGCAGCAGAGAAGCAUUAUUCUGAUGUGCUCCGAGAGCUGGGGCUGUGUGAAGACUUUAUUUCAAAGAAAGGCCAAACUGCUAGUGAAGAAUUUUUGCAGGAUCGCUCCAGUAAUAGCUCUGAAAGCUUGGUAGCAAAUGUAGAAAGUGAUAAUGAACAUGAAGAAAAAAGAGAAUCUGAAGGAGAAGAUGACUCCCAACUCCAGUCAGCCCAGCAUAGUGGGGAGGAGGAGGAGAAAGAAGAAGAAGAUGAAGAUGCAGUGGCUCAAUCAGAUCAUGUUGUCCAAGAAGCUACUGAGCAUGAAAGUGAAAACGAUUACAAAGAUUCAAUAGAAAAAUCCAGUGAUUAUGAGGGCUGAUAAAAAUAUAUUGCUA
Messenger RNA from Python bivittatus (Burmese python), 2029 nucleotides. NCBI's taxonomy places the organism in Eukaryota, Metazoa, Chordata, Lepidosauria, Squamata, Pythonidae. The record is from RefSeq and is a predicted model, not a curated record.